Molecule: messenger RNA, 3015 nt
Organism: Sceloporus undulatus (fence lizard)
Lineage: Eukaryota; Metazoa; Chordata; Lepidosauria; Squamata; Phrynosomatidae
Gene: HROB
Product: homologous recombination factor with OB-fold
Biological process (GO): recombinational repair
Source: RefSeq, a predicted model, not a curated record
CGCAUGCGCAGUGGGGCGGGAGCUUUCCUUAUUAUUUGGGCGGAUGGUUUGAACGCAGAGUCCUGUGGAGCCUGGCAAAGGAUGCCCGAAGGAGGGACUGGCUUUGGGGCUUCUUUUUGGUUACCCAAAGUCCAGUUUUCGUCCUCAUCUUCCCCUCAUUAACACUGGAGGCUGUGGCUCGUUUAUAUAAUGGCCUGUGGUCUACAGAAGCUGUUUUCUGUGGAGGCUGACUUUGAAGAUGAGGAUUUCCUGUUGGCAGUGAAGGAUGUGGAGAAGCAGGCCUUGGAUCCAGAACCUGCCAACUUAAGAUGUCUGAGACCCGUGUCGGCUGGUUUAAGAGCCUCCAGCAAUGCCCUUACAGUCGCUAAGGGCACUGGCUCCCUUGGCCCUUCUGUGGUUACAUCCCCUGUCUUGCAGGCUGAAAACUAUUCCAGGCUAAGAUUUCGGGAACACAGUUCCUCCAGUGAGGUCAAAAGCAACCAGACUUCUCCUCUGGUGGCCAGCUUCAAUGUUCGGAAGGACCAGGUAACUUCACCAGUUGAAAGCAAAUCAAGCUGCACUACAGGCACAAGGUUCAGAUUUGUGAAGAGACAGCCAGCUGUACUCCCCACUGGAAAUGCUCGCUAUGACAAGGAGAAUGAAAAUGAGCAUGUGCUGGCUGCAUCCAUGGGUUCUGAGAACUCUUAUACACGAUCACAUCCAGGAUUGUUUAGGUCUGACUGUAGAUCUCAGGAGCAGAUGAGGGACAACAGUAUAACAACAGCCAAGAAACCACGAGUGGCAAAUCCAGCGAUUCCAACCACUCCUGUUAGUACUGGGACCUCACAGUUGAAAAUAACUGAGGGACAAACUUCUGCAGUGGUCCUUGACUAUGUCCAACCAGUGGAGGCUUCUUCAAAGUUGACUUUGCAGUCUGCUGGUAUAGGAUCUUGCAUGGCCCAGUCUAACUUGGGAGUGAGCAGCAAUACAUAUACCCUUUUGAACUCUAACUGUCAGACCCAUAGGUCUCUUCAAACGUCUCUAGGUAAACCUCCUGGUGAGUGUAACAGCCCAUGCUUACCUUUGGUUAGACCCUGCUCCUCCUCCCUGUCAGCAAAUACCCCUCCAGGACAAUCCAAACCGUGGAUACCAAACCAGAACUUUUCUGUGUCUAGAAUAGCCAGUAGUGGUGGUCAGCUUCUUAGUGCAUAUGGUUCACCAACAUCAUCUGUGGAAAACACACCUGCCACCCCUAAAGCUCCCUGUACAGCAGUAGCUGCUGGAAACCUCCAGACUCCUGUGGUCACCAACCAUCUUGUUCGCUUGGUCACAGCAGCUAACCAGAAGCCUCAGCCAAUGGCCCAUACUGGUUUGCGGGCUAAGAUUCGUCGCUUCCCAGGACCUGCAGGCAUUCUGCCAAAUCAGCCUGAUGAGAAAAACUUGGAAGAGAUUCUCAUUACAACUCCACAGAUGCCAACUCAUGGGGCCUUAGCAAAGCUACAAAUUGAGGAAGUACCUACUUCCCAACAUCGAACAGAAGAUGAAUUUGAACGAGGUCCUUGGGCUGCUAUGAAAACCGAGUUGGGACUGGAUGAGAGAGAUUCAUCCUGCUUCCUUAGGACAUACAGCAUUGUUAUGGUGCUUCGUAAGGCAGCUUUGAAGCAACUCCCAAAGAACAAAGUUCCCAAUAUGGCAGUGAUGAUUAAGACACUGACAAGGACCAAUGUUGAUGCAGGUGCUGUAUUCAAAGAUCAUACUGGGGAAAUGCAGGGCACAAUACAUCGUCUGUUGCUGGAAGAGAAAGAGAGUGAAUUCAAGGCUGGUUCAGUGCUUCUGCUAAAACAGGUGGGUGUGUUCUCUCCAUCCCAUCGCAACCACUACCUCAAUGUGACACCUAGUAACUUGGUGAAGAUAUAUCUACCAGGAAUUAACAGUGGCACAUCCCCUCCAUUAUUCCAAGGCAUUAAGAAAGGAACAGCGAUGUUGCCAUCACAGGCUGAAACAGAAUGUCAGCAGGCGUCUCACAAAUGCCCUAGCACCCAUAACCACAAAAGACUGCUGGAGUGGAGAAAGAUGGGCCAAGGAUGAGAACUCUUCACGGAGUGUAUCAAUUAAAGGGUCACCAUUGACACCAGUAUCAGGGAUCUGUGGAGCAAGCAAAAUGGUUUUGAGUGUAUCAUCUACAAAGGCUGAUGGAGCUGAUUCAGAUGAUCUAGACCAGCUUCUUGGAGAACUACCUGAUGACUUUUUCUCCAGCAUGGAUGCAUAGAACAACCAACAACAGUUUUCUGGAGCUGAAAACAAGACUAUAACUGUGGUAGAAGACCAAGGAUGUGGCCCUGUGCCCAUGACAUUGACUUCCUUUUAUCUCUUACUGGAGGUAUUGUCUCUAGCAUGAAUAUUGGCUUUGUCAGGAAAAAAAGAAGAUCUUUCAUAGAAUAAGAAAAGCUGAUGCGUUUCAGCUGAUUGUUUAGAUACUGGAUGCCUGCUACAGUGUUGGUUGUUACGCAUGUUUUCCCACCUGUUUUUUUUUUUUUUUAAUGUAACUUUUGACCCUUGUUCAAAGACAUAGCCUUUCCAGCCACAGGGUAUCUGCUAGAAAUGUUAUGUCGGGGCUCAUCCAGCCUUGAGCAUCCACAGUGGACAUACUUCUACCUGUACUGCACUUUGCCUGGCUGUUGGAGCCAGCCAUGAUGGAAAUUUAAUAAGUGAAGCAGCUGCCAUUUUCCUCUGAUUUGAAAUGUCAUCUUUUCUGAUGCCUGCUUUGGUGUCAUAUUAUGUACCUUCUUCGACACAACACAGUCUGUCUUGUAAAUAAUCUUAUGGGAUAUAGGCAGCUGACAAUCAUUAAAAAACAUAGUUCCAUGUAAGUGAAUUUCAGUGAUACAUUAUUGUAAAAAAUGCAUUUGGGAAAGGAGGAUCUUGAGUGUGUUUUGCCUUUUAAGUUAAUCCUCUUUAUUUGGUUGCAACAGUUAAAACAACUCAUCUUGUCUUUUUGGGUAGUCUAGAAGAAGAUGGCAAUAAAUGAGUAAAAAC